GGCCUGGGCUCGGCGCAGAGCGGCCCUCCGCGGCGCUCCGAGUGCGUGCCCGACGCCCCCGAGGCCCAGCCGCCGUCGGCGGGGACCGAGCCGCCCGCGGCCUUCGGCGCCAUGUCGGAGAGCGGGGCUCCCGGGCUGCAGGAGGAGAACCUGCAGGGCUCCUGGGUAGAAUUGCACUUCAGCAAUAAUGGGAACGGGAGCAGCGUUCCAGCCUCAGUUUCUAUUUAUAAUGGUGACAUGGAAAAAAUACUUCUGGACGCCCAGCAUGAAUCUGGACGGAGUAGCUCCAAGAGUUCUCACUGUGACAGCCCACCUCGCUCACAGACACCGCAGGACACCACCAGGGUUUCUGAAGCGGACACACACAGCAUUGGGGAAAAAAAUAGCUCUCAGUCCGAGGAAGAUUAUAUUGAGAGAAGGAGAGAAGUUGAAAGCAUCUUGAAGAAAAACUCAGACUGGAUAUGGGAUUGGUCGAGCCGGCCUGAAAAUAUCCCCCCGAAGGAGUUCCUGUUCAAGCACCCGAAGCGCACCGCGACGCUCAGCAUGAGGAACACGAGUGUCAUGAAGAAAGGGGGCAUCUUCUCCGCCGAGUUCCUCAAGGUUUUCCUUCCCUCUCUGCUGCUCUCUCAUCUGCUGGCCAUUGGACUGGGGGUCUACAUCGGAAGGCGCCUGACCCCCUCCACCAGCACCUUCUGACGGCGCCCGGCGGCACGCAGCGAGGACGGCGUGGGAGCCCGCGGAGCCCGCGCAGCCCGCGCAGCCCGAGAGCCGUCGCCGUCCAGGGGGCUGCGCCACUUGUGUUUCUCCGUUCUGUAAAUGCGGCUUUCCUCUGUAGUAGACGAGAGUAGACACUGAAGUCACGCUGACCUGUCAUUACACCAGGGAUCACGAGUAGCAUGGCAGAUGAGACCUGCUGUACGCUUGGGUAGUAAGUUUCCUUUGGGUAUUAGAUAUAAAUAGUAUAAAUAACGUUAAUGAACUAGUUAUGAUGUAUGUACUAUUUAAAAAUUAACUAACUUUAAUGGAGCUAAUACACUUUAUAUUUCAAAGGAAUACUGUGGAUAGUCAAUUCACUGCAGUAAGAAGUUUACCUAAAGGGAAUAUUGUGGCCUUAUGAUUACACUGUUGUAGAAAAUGUGAUGUAUUUAAUUGAAGUGAAAGCCGGUUGUCUAUAAAGAAUACUUGACCAUGUGAA
This is a messenger RNA of Perognathus longimembris pacificus (Pacific pocket mouse), 1195 nucleotides long. It is a transcript of the gene Bnip3, whose product is annotated as BCL2 interacting protein 3. Gene Ontology annotation, cellular component: nucleus; mitochondrial envelope; mitochondrial outer membrane. The transcript has 6 exons. The coding region runs from base 112 to 696 and encodes 194 amino acids. The record is from RefSeq and is a predicted model, not a curated record. Gene Ontology annotation, biological process: positive regulation of apoptotic process; mitochondrial outer membrane permeabilization. NCBI's taxonomy places the organism in Eukaryota, Metazoa, Chordata, Mammalia, Rodentia, Heteromyidae.